Molecule: messenger RNA, 4920 nt
Organism: Lampris incognitus (smalleye Pacific opah)
Lineage: Eukaryota; Metazoa; Chordata; Actinopteri; Lampriformes; Lampridae
Gene: tubgcp3
Product: tubulin, gamma complex associated protein 3
Exons: 23
Coding region: 107-2869 (920 amino acids)
Biological process (GO): meiotic cell cycle; mitotic cell cycle; spindle assembly
Cellular component (GO): equatorial microtubule organizing center; spindle pole; gamma-tubulin small complex
Molecular function (GO): microtubule minus-end binding; gamma-tubulin binding
Source: RefSeq, a predicted model, not a curated record
GUCCGGUUAAAAUGGCGUUGUCGACAGCGAGGGAGCGCAGCUAACACCAACCGUGGUAUUUAUUCCGUUGAUCUCGAACGAAAUAUCAACCGCCGCCGCCGCCGCAAUGGCUGCCCUGGACCAGAAAUCACCCAACGUGCUUCUCCAGAGCCUGUGCUGCAGAAUCACGGGGAAAAGCGAAGCUGAAGUUGCCCACCAGUUCCAGUAUGCAGUGCGAGUCAUUGGAAGUAACUACGCCCCCACUAUUGAACGUGAUGAGUUCCUUGUGUCGGAGAAGAUCAAGAAAGAAUUGCUCAAACAGAGAAGAGAGGGAGAUGCCGCUCUGUUCUCAGAGCUCCAUAGAAAGCUUCAGACUCAGGGGGUUUUAAAGCAUCGCUGGUCUGUCCUAUAUUUGCUCCUCAGCCUCUGCGAAGACCCCCGCAAACCAUCCAGCAGGGUGGGCAACUAUGGGGCGCUGUUUGCCCAAGCGCUCCCAAGGGAUGCUCACUCCACUCCAUUCUACUGUGCCCGGCCUCAGAGCCUGGCCCUCAGCUACGGGGAGAGGACAGGGGCCUCCGGUGGCACCACAGUGGUUGCUGGGGCCCCUGGAGCUGGGGGCCUCUCGGGUACUUUGGGGACAAGUGGCAUCUCUAGUUUAGGAGUGUAUUCACUCAACGGACCGACGCCAACGCCACAGUCACUACUGUCCGGACAACCUCCCCAGUCAGCAGCGGGUGGUGCUCAGUCAUUGGGAUCUCGUUUGGCCUGGGCUCUUCCUAUAAGCUCCUCUCCCUCCUCUGCCCUUGCCCCACCAACUUCACGGCCUCCAGUUGGACCUCCCACUCUCUCCAACAGGGCCCUCCGCCCACGCAGAGAUGGAGACCCUAAUUCGGAGGUGAGUGAGGCGGCGCUGGUGCGCGACAUCCUCUAUGUGUUCCAGGGCAUCGAUGGCAAGUUCAUCAAGAUGAGUGCCCAGGACAACUGCUACAAAAUAGACAGCAAGGUGGUUUUGUUCAAGCCUCUGAGGGACAUCAGCAGCAGGUUAGCUGAGCUGGGCUGGCUCCACAACAAAGUUAGGAAGUACACCGAUGCCCGAAGUCUAGACCGAGCGUUUGGAUUGGUCGGACAGAGUUUCUGUGCCUCUCUCCAUCAAGAGCUCAAAGAAUACUACAGGCUCCUCUCUGUGCUCCACUCCCAGCUGCAGGUGGAGGAUGACCAGGGUGUGAACUUGGGAGUAGAAAGCAGCCUCACCCUCAGAAGACUGCUGGUGUGGACAUAUGACCCCAAAAUCCGACUCAAAACGCUGGCCGCGCUCGUCGACUUCUGCCAAGGUCGGAAGGGGGGUGAGCUAGCGUCAGCGGUACACGCAUACGGUAAAACAGGAGACCCCCAGAUGAGAGCGCUGGUCCAGCACAUCCUCAGUCUGGUGUCACACCCCAUCCUUAACUUCCUGUAUAGAUGGAUCUAUGACGGAGAGCUGGAGGACACCUACCAUGAGUUCUUCGUUGCAUCGGACCCCAACGUUAAGACGGACCGUCUGUGGCAUGACAAGUACUCCCUCAGGAAGUCCAUGAUCCCCUCAUUCAUCAUCAUGGACCAGGCCCGCAAGGUUCUGCUGAUUGGUAAAUCCAUCAACUUCCUCCAUCAGGUGUGUCAUGACAGGACGCCCCCAGGCAAAAUCACUCCAGCCUGCAAGUUUUCAGACACCCCCAAAGAUGCUGCAGAACUGUUGUCAGACCUGGAGGGGGCGUUUCAGGAGAAGAUCGGCGCUGCCUACCUUGACACCAGCAAAUACCUGCUCAACGUUCUCAACCGCAACUACCUGCUGCUAGAGCAUCUCCAAGCCAUGAGGAGAUACCUUCUGCUGGGUCAGGGGGACUUCAUCAGGCACCUCAUGGACCUGCUUAAACCAGAGCUAGCUCGUCCUGCCACCACUCUCUACCAACAUAACCUUACUGGUAUCUUGGAGACUGCAGUCAGAGCCACCAACGCCCAGUAUGAUAACGCAGAGGUCCUCAAGAGACUGGAUGUACGCCUGUUAGAGGUGUCGCCCGGUGAUACAGGCUGGGAUGUCUUCAGUCUUGACUACCAUGUUGAUGGACCAAUCGCUACGGUUUUCACCCGGGAGUGUAUGGGCCACUACCUGCGUGCAUUCAACUUCCUGUGGAGAGCCAAGAGGAUGGAGUACACACUGACUGACAUCUGGAAGGGGCAGAUGUGCAACGCUAAGCUGCUCAAGACCAUGCCUGAGUUAUCGGGGGUGCUUCACCAGUGCCACAUCCUGGCCUCAGAGAUGGUCCACUUCAUCCACCAGAUGCAGUACUACAUCACAUUCGAGGUGCUGGAGUGCUCUUGGGAUGAACUGUGGAACAAAGUCCAGCAGGCUCAGGACUUGGACCACAUCAUCUCUGCCCAUGAAGUCUUCCUGGAUACCAUCAUCUCUAGAUGCCUAUUGGAUAAUAACAGCAGGUCCCUGUUGAACCAGCUGAGGGCCAUCUUUGACCAGAUCAUUGAGUUUCAGAACGCCCAGGACACACUCUAUCGCUCGGCCCUGGAGGAGCUAAGUCUACGACUGCAGUUUGAGGAGAAGAAGAAGCAGAGACAGGAGGAGGGGGUGUGGGGAGUGACAGGUGAACAGGAAGCGGAGGAGAACAAGAGGAUUCAGGAUUUCCAGGACACCAUACCAAAGAUGCGCUCACAGCUCCGCAUCCUCACACAUUUCUACCAGAGCAUAGUACAACAGUUUCUGGUGUUGCUGACGACCAGUUCGGAUGAGAGUUUGCGGUUCCUCAGCUUCAGACUGGACUUCAAUGAACACUACAGGGCCAGAGAGCCGAGGCUGCGAGCCUCGCUGGGUGCCACUAGGGGGCGGCGAUUAUCAAACAUCUGACAUCACAGCGAACACAGUGAGGACGACAGUGAUGUCACAGUAAGGCUGGAAAAGCAGAACUUCCUCUGAUGGGAGAUUUUUAUUUUUAUUUUUAUUUUUUGUACAUCACCGGGAGUGAUCGUGACAUAAGCAGGGAUUGGACAGUCAGAAAAUUGUAAAACAGGCAGACCAACAGCACUUCCUGUGGGGAUGAAACCAUCAGAAAGCUCCAGUGCUGACCUCACGAUGCUGAAGGUCCAGGUGGAAACUUUUAAGAACUAAAGACUUAAUGGUGGCUAAAACUCAACGUGGUCAAACGGCACCUAUCCAAAAUUGUGAUAAACGAAUUGCAAAGUUGAGCAGAGUCCUGUGGAUUAAAUGUUUUGAGACUGAUUUUGUGGCGUGGUUGGAAAGCUGAGAGUAAGUAAACUUUAUUUAUAUAGCACCUUUUAAGAGCUGAGACAUCACAAAGUGCUUCACAGAGGAAAUAAAGCGUAAACAUGCAUACAGACAUAAAACGCAAUAAAAACAAAUAGAAAAAUUACACAAAGGCAAGUCUAAACAAAUGGGUCUUGAGCUGCUUUUUAAAAGUGUCCACAGAUCUUAAGAAUUUGAUGGGGAGCCAGUCAAGAGCAAUCAGAAUCUGUCACCUGAGACCUUUUUGAGGACCUGGUCAAGAGUUUUAGCAGCAGCAUUUUGGACCACUUGUGAACGAUCCAGGGUAGGGCUGCACGAUAUGUCGUUUCAGCAUCGUCAUCGUGAUGUGCGCAUGCGCAAUACUCACCGCAGGACAUGCGAUGCGAGGGAAGGCAAAUUAACUCUAAACACCUCUCGACACAACUUUUUGUUGCUUGAUACAAAAGGGAAACUCACGCGGUUCUCACCUUCCAUGAUUAAUGUACAAGAGGAGUCUGUUACAUAACAUAAUGUUCUCCGAUUUAAUGCUCGGACUUUAAUGUAAAUAAACGUAUCCAAAUGAACUGGUCAACCUUCUUCGGCUCAGACCUUUGUGAUUUUACGCUUCGUUUUGGACAAAUGACACAUCGAUGUGUUCAUCUGCUCCUUGGCUCGUGAUGGCGCGGAUUGCAGUUAUAUCCUCAGACCCGAGCCCGGCAGGGCUGUGGUCCCUGGGCCCACCGGAUGCAGCAGACCAGCCCCCCCCCAACCAAUCCAACGCCAGCUCCCCCAGCCAGACACCGCAACACCUCCCCACACUCCACACGACGACCACACUAAAAACACAGUCAACGCUAGGUGAGGCUGCCGCCAGACCGCUCUCCGUGUUAUCAGAACUGCUGGUCUGCGUGGGCUAGCAGUUAGCUUAGGCUGCCCCGCUUCCGCGUCCUGUCAGACCACCCUUGGUGUUUCCUGCUCAGGUGCAGCUCCGGGCAGGGCUGCAGUCCCUGGCCCCAUUGGAUGCAACGGACCAAGCUCUCCCAGCCGAUCCAGCGCCAGCUCUCCCAGCCAUCAAACAAAGACACAAACUUAGACGUGGGCAAAGACACUGCUUGGACGGUACUGGGUGAAGCGCCACAAACCUAAGUUCGCGCCGCCAUCUUCCCACGCCGGUACUGGGUGAGGCCGCUGCAACGUGAAUUUGCGCCGCCAUCUUCUCACACUCCCACACCAGUGUGCCAAUAUGAAAACAUUAUCAGAUAUCGCAAUGUGAGUUUUCCCCCAAUAUCGUGCAGCCCUAAUCCAGGGAUGUUUUGCUGAGGCAGGUGAACAGGAAGUAUUUUCACAAAUGAGCAUCAACACUUAGUGUAGGAAUAACUUGAAACAUAAGCCCUUGAUCUUUUCUUAUUAUUAUUAUUAUUUUUCCAGUUGAAACAAAGUAGAGUCGAGGGUAAACGGAACAGGCUGUUGUGGUGUUUAACUGUUUAUGAACUCCAUUAGAAAAGUGUUCACAAAAUAGGCAAAAGAAGAAAAAAAAAUCUGCCAGAGUUUGAUGAAAUUUUAAAACUGAACUUGUGUCAGCGUUCCCGCACUGGAAUUCUGCGUGUCUUUCUGUCUCCUCCAUUGUAUAGCACAUAUGUAUAGAAUAUAUGGAAACGAAACGUGUCACUUCUUUA